CCUCUCCUUCCGUCUCUGAGCGUCGAUAAGCGUGCUGUCAGUACACACUCGCUAGAGAGAUAAACAAGAAGAGGGAAAUAAAAGCAGUGUGGGUCUUGAGUGACGGAGACACACUCAGAUUAUAUCAAUGUAGUCAGAGCAGUUGCUCUGACAGCUAAAAGACAAAAAAACCCACGUGUUUAGUUACCAGUGAUUUGUCAUUGGCGUACAGGUAACUCUUCUUAAAGGUGCAGGUCCUCCUCUGUUCCUCAUGGAUGGCUGCAACAACACUGUCUUUUUCCCAGCCCCUAACUAAAGCCUUGACUUUAUCAGCAUGGAUGGCAUUGGACAGAAGUACUUCACGCCCAUUGACUUUGUGUUAUUUGCCCUGCUCCUGGUGGCCUCCAUGGCAAUAGGGCUGUAUUAUGCCCUCUCUGGAGGACGGCAAAAGACCACACAAGAGUUCCUGUUGGCUGACAGGAGCAUGAGUUGCCUGCCCCUUUCCCUCUCUCUCAUGGCUUCGUUCCAAUCCGCUGUUGCUAUAGUGGGGACACCAGCAGAGAUCUACACCAAUGGCACACAGUACUGGUUCAUUGGCUGCGCUUAUAUCCUGGGGCUCCUGAUACCGGCCCACAUCUUCAUUCCAGUGUUCUACAGACUCCAUCUCACUAGUGCUUAUCAGUAUCUGGAGCUGCGUUUCUCCAAACCAGUCAGAAUAUGUGGGACGAUGACCUUUAUUUUUCAGAUGGUUAUUUAUAUGGGUGUUGGUAUAUAUACUCCAGCUCUCGCAUUGAAUGCAGUUACUGGUUUUCAUUUGUGGGGGACUGUAUUAGCCACUGGACUAGUGUGCACAAUAUACACAGCACUGGGUGGACUGAAAGCUGUCAUCUGGACAGACGUGUUUCAGACCGUGGUGAUGUUUGCAGGUCAGCUUGCUGUCGUCAUAGUGGGUGUGCAGCAGGCUGGUGGCAUUUCUGAAGUUUGGAGGAAAGUCACAGAGGGAGGCUUGAUCUCGGGCAUUGAUCUAAAUCCUGACCCGACUGUGAGACACACCUUCUGGACACUAGCGUUUGGUGGUGUGUUUCUGAUGCUCUCUCUCUAUGGUGUGAACCAGGCACAAGUGCAGAGGUACCUUAGCUCUCGCACAGAGAAAGAGGCUGUAAUGUCAUGCUACAUGGUAUUUCCCUGUCUUCAGGUUGCUUUGGGUCUAAGCUGUUUGAUGGGACUUGUUAUGUUUGCAUGUUAUGGUGGUAACAGCCCUUUAGACAAACAGUAUGUCACAUCUAAAGAUCAGAUGGUCCUAUACUUUGUCAUGGACAUGCUGCAGGACAUUCCUGGACUGCCUGGACUGUUUGUUGCAUGCUUAUUCAGUGCAUCUUUAAGCACAAUAUCCUCAGCUUUCAAUUCCUUGGCCACGGUAACAAUGGAGGAUUUCAUUAAGCCUCAAUAUCCCGCUAUAUCAGAGGCUAGAGCCACCCUACUGUCAAAGAUACUCGCCUUUUCAUACGGCCUUUUAUGCCUUGCUAUGGCCUAUGCUGUCCAUCUGAUGAACAGUUCUGUUUUGCAGGCAUCUCUCAGUAUCUUUGGGAUGGUAGGAGGACCCUUGCUGGGACUCUUCUGUCUUGGGAUAUUUUUCCCUUCAGCCAAUAGCACUGGUGCUGUAACAGGGCUGAUCGCUGGUCUCAUCAUGGCCUUCUGGGUUGGCAUUGGUGGAUUUGUGGCUCAGAUGUCAAGCGUUGCCAUUGAUCAUUCACACAAUGGCACUUAUCCUGUAUCAACAGAAAAUAUGACCUUGACUACAAUGACUUUGAUAUUAACUCCAGGCACUGCUAAAAUGAGUAAACCUAUUGGGCUGCAUGGCUUCUAUUCCCUGUCUUACAUGUGGUACAGUGCUCUCAACUCCACUGUUGUGGUUUUUAUUGGACUUCUUGUCAGUCUCAUCACAGGCCCAAUGAAAAGAAGAGACUUAACAGCUGGCACAGUUUAUCCUCUACUAGAUAAGAUGCGUUUUUUCCUGCAAAUCCUGCUGAAGCCCAAGCUUUGCUGUGGCUCACUUCCAAAGCACAGGCAAAUUACUACAAAUUGUGAGGAAAUGAAUGGUGUUGCCAAUCCAGAGAAAAAUACUGGAACAGAGGAAGAAAGAGAGACUUUUCUGCCACUAGGCCAAAGAUCUUAUUUAGAGAAGGAAACCUCAGUGUGACACACUAUCAGAAAUGCCAUGUCCGUUAUAAUUAGAAGUGCACUGGACUUUGAUGAAGUUAUAAUUAAAUUACAGUGGUGUACAAGUGUUAUAUGAUAAUAUACUUCAUUUGUUUACAAAAUCUGUUUGAGCUGAGCCUAUCCCCCCCCUUUCUUUUUUUGAGGGAUGCGAGUAGUUCAUCUAAAAAGCUGCUUACAAUUAGGAACAAUUAUGUGAAUGUUGGUCAAAUUCAGAAACAGUGUGGUUGGUUGCAUGAACCAGAUGGGAAGAAAAUCAAUUAAAUAUAUAUUUUUAUAAUUGACUUGUUUGGAAAAUUGGGGCCUGUUCAUAAUUAGCUGGAUUUGAUUGUUGUUGAUUUGAUAAAAAAAUUUUUUGAA
Ictalurus punctatus (channel catfish) is the source of this 2556-nucleotide messenger RNA. It is a transcript of the gene slc5a6b, whose product is annotated as solute carrier family 5 member 6. Bases 314 to 2179 code for a protein of 621 amino acids. NCBI's taxonomy places the organism in Eukaryota, Metazoa, Chordata, Actinopteri, Siluriformes, Ictaluridae. The transcript is spliced from 16 exons. Gene Ontology annotation, cellular component: membrane. Gene Ontology annotation, biological process: sodium ion transport; pantothenate transmembrane transport; biotin transport. The record is from RefSeq and is a predicted model, not a curated record. Gene Ontology annotation, molecular function: sodium-dependent multivitamin transmembrane transporter activity.